Candidozyma auris is the source of this 1131-nucleotide messenger RNA. It is a transcript of the gene NOP13, whose product is annotated as Nop13p. Bases 1 to 1131 code for a protein of 376 amino acids. NCBI's taxonomy places the organism in Eukaryota, Fungi, Ascomycota, Pichiomycetes, Serinales, Metschnikowiaceae. The transcript has a single exon. The record is from RefSeq and is a predicted model, not a curated record. Gene Ontology annotation, molecular function: RNA binding.
AUGUCAGCUGCCGUCGAAACGAAGAAGGAGAAGAGAGAAAGAAAGGAAAAGAAAAAAGAGAAGAGGGAGAAAAGGCUGAAGGUAGAGGAUGAGAGUGACACCGACUCGUCAGCAUCAGACAAGAAAACCCAAGCUGCACAAGAAGAACUCGAGAUCGACUUGAACGCUGGAGUUCCCCUUUCUAAGAAGCAACAGAGAUUGCUAAAAAAGGGUAAGUUGAAUGUGGAGAAGCUUGCAAAGAAGCAUCCUACACCAAAACGUGCAGACGAAGAAGAAACCGAAACAAAGUCUGGCAAAUCGCCCCAUGGUGUGUGGAUUGGCAACUUAUCGUUUGACACCACGAAGGAGGAUCUCGUGAGGUUUAUUGUGGGAAAAACCCAAAUUCUCGCAGAUGAUAAUGUCAAGGUUGCAGAGAGUGAUAUCACCAGAGUGAACCUUCCGAAGAAGAAUGGGAAGAUCAAGGGCUUUGCAUACGUGGACUUUCCUAGCGAAAAGCACGUUGAAAGCGUGAUUCAGCUAAGCGAGCUGAAUCUCAACGGCAGGAACCUCCUCAUCAAGAAUGCAGGCUCGUUUGAGGGCAGGCCCGAGGGCGAUGCUCAGAAGAAGUUGUCGAAGAAUCCGCCGCUGAGAAUCUUGUUUGUGGGAAAUCUCUCGUUCGAUACGAGUGAGAGUGAUCUUGAGGAGCACUUCAGACACUGUGGCGAGAUCUUGAGAAUUCGAAUGGCGACUUUUGAAGACUCGGGUAAGUGUAAGGGGUUUGCGUUCAUAGACUUCAAGGACGAGAGUGGUCCUACAACUGCACUCAAGUCGAAGCUUGCGAAGAAACUCAUAAACCGUCCGUUGAGGCUCGAAUACGGUGAAGACAGAUCAAAGAGAGCUCCUAGCAGGGCGAGAGAGAGAGUUGUGGAGGGGGAGAUAAAGGAGUCCUCGCCUGUGGCUGCCGAAGAGUCAGAAAAUCGUUCUUACAAAGAGAGACCUGCUGCUGCUGAAAAACAAAAACCAAAGAAGAGAACAUUCAACGAGGAACCAGCACCAGGAAAAAGACUCAAGUCGUCUGUGGCUCUUGCCUCUGCUCAAAGAGCGUCUGCCGCAAUUGUCCCCUCUCAAGGCAAAAAGAUCACGUUUGAUUGA